UGUCGCGAGCCGUCGGUGACAUAAAGCGGGAGGGUAGGUCUCCCGGACACGGCUUCAUGGAAGGGACACAGGUGGCAGCGGGAUACCAGCUGCAGCAGUUUAGCUCAGCGCCCUCUUGGCCGCCGCGCCGAGAGAUGGCAAAUCCUGAGGUAGUUACAAGUAGCUGUAACUUUCACCAAGAGGAAAAUGGCCGCACGUUUAACCAGACUACAUCUCCCUCUGAGGAGCUUCUAUUAGAAGACCAGAUGCGGCGAAAACUCAAAUAUUUUUUCAUGAAUCCUUGUGAGAAGUUCUGGGCUCGAGGUAGAAAACCAUGGAAACUUGUUAUACAAAUUAUAAAACUUGCAAUGGUGACUAUCCAGCUGGUCUUUUUUGGACUAAGUAACCAGAUGGUGGUAGCUUUCAAGGAAGAUAACACGAUAGCAUUCAAACACCUCUUCCUAAAAGGAUAUGUGGACCAGACGGAUAACACUUUUGCAGUGUACACACAAAAUGAUGUAUACAAUCAGAUCAUCUUUGCUGUGAACCAGUACUUGCAGUUACGCAACAUCUCAAUUGGGAAUCAUGCUUAUGAGAGUAAGGGUACGGAGCAGUCUGGUAUGGCGAUCUGUCAGCAUUUCUACAAGCAAGGAAACAUCUGUCCUGGAAACGACACCUUUGACAUUGAUCCAAAAAUUGAAACUGAAUGUUUCUCUGUAGAGCCAGAUGAAUCUUUUUACAUUGGAACACUAGAAGAAAAUAAACUCAACUUAACCCUGGACUUUCACAGACUUCUAACAGUGGAGCUGAAGUUCAAACUGAAGGCCAUUAAUCUGCAGACUAUUCGUCAUCACGAGCUCCCUGACUGUUAUGACUUUACUCUGACUAUAACAUUUGACAACAAAGCCCAUAGUGGAAGAAUUAAGAUAAGUUUUGAUAAUGAUAUUUCCAUCAAAGAAUGUAAAGACUGGCAUGUGUCUGGAUCAGUUCAGAGGAACACGCAUUACAUGAUGAUCUUCGAUGGUUUUGUUAUUCUAAUAUGCUCGGCUUCGUUAAUCCUGUGCUUUCGAUCUGUGAUCAGAGGACUUCAGCUUCAACAGGAAUUUGUCAAUUUUUUCCUUCUUCAUUAUAAGAAGGAGAUUUCUGUUUCUGAUCGAAUGGAAUUUGUCAAUGGAUGGUACAUUAUGCUUAUUAUUAGUGACUUAUUGACAAUCACUGGAUCAAUUCUGAAAAUGGAAAUCCAAGCCAAGAGUCUGACAAGUUAUGAUGUCUGUAGCAUACUUCUUGGGACCUCUACCUUGCUUGUGUGGAUUGGAGUCAUCCGCUACCUCAGUUUCUUUCAGAAGUACAAUCUCCUUAUUCUGACCCUUCAGGCAGCAUUGCCCAGUGUCAUGAGGUUCUGUUGCUGUGCAGCUAUGAUUUAUCUUGGCUAUUGCUUCUGUGGAUGGAUUGUGCUGGGGCCUUACCAUGCAAAGUUCCGUUCUCUGAAUGUCGUCUCUGAGUGCCUUUUUUCCCUGAUAAAUGGAGAUGAUAUGUUUGCCACAUUUGCAGACAUGCAGCGAAAAAGUUACUUGGUCUGGCUAUUUAGCAGAAUUUACCUCUACACAUUCAUAAGCCUCUUUAUAUAUAUGAUUUUAAGUCUUUUUAUUGCACUGAUCACUGAUACAUAUGAAACAAUUAAGCAUUACCAGCAAGAUGGAUUCCCAGAGACUGAACUUCGCACAUUUAUAUCAGAGUGCAAAGAUCUACCCAAUUCUGGAAAAUACAGAUUAGAAGAUGACCCUCCAGUAUCUAUCUUCUGCUGUUGUAAAAAGUAGCUAUCGGGGUUAUUUGUGCUUUAGAGGAAAAUAUAAUGUGUAGCUGAGUUCGGAGACUGUAUGGAUAUUUUAAUAUCAGGUAUAGUAUGUUUAAAGACUUAUUUUGGGCAAGUUGAUAGCUAUAAUUAAUCAAGAGCUAGGAUUAUAUUUUUAAAAGCAAUAGUUAAUGUCUUUUCAGCUUUAUGCUGGGUUUAUUUAAAAAAAAAAAGCCUAACUUUGAUUAGGGAAGCUAUUGGAUUCUUGUUCUUUCUUUACUUUGCCAUAGUUUUAGAAUGUGUUCUCUAUGCCCUUCUUUACUCUAUCUCUUAAUCUCUUGCUUCCAACUAUUUUGACUGUGUUGAUUAUGACAUCUGUAGAAAACAAUGCCUGUUCUGAAAGUGACUUCAGACAACUCACUAACCCUGGCCUGGGCCACUCUGAAGGUCCCUCCCUGAGAGAGAAGCGAUGGUUGCUGUAUGUCCAGUAAUCAUUGCAUUUUAAAACCAGAGCAGAAUAAGAAAGAAACAACCAUCACCAGCGAACAGUCCAAUAUUUGGUUCUGAAGGGCACCUGUUACGUGAUGCUUCUUUUAGUUCUGGAGUGGAUCAGGAUUUUUGUAUUCAUGCAUAAGUUUUUUCUUCUCCUUCAGUAUUAAAGUACAAAGUUGAAAGAGUACCCUAUACAUAUAUGACAAUUAAAGCACAUAGCAAAUGCAUAUUCGAUCCCACAAGGACGAUUUUAUUAGUACUUGCACGGCCCUGUGAAGUCUGUGUGAUAUACUGGGCCCUUCAUAGGCACAUUCAGUCUCACAGAAAAGAGUAGAAUUUGAGGGUCAGAAACUGUGGUCUCAUGGGGAGAGGUUCUGUAAUGCACAUUAAAAAUAUUUUAUAAAACAAUUAUCCUCAAAAGUUAAAAACAAAUGGGAAAUGUAUGCCUUAAAAGACACAAAAACCAAGUCUAUAGUCCUUGCAGACUGCUGAUUAGAAGUUUCAGGGGUUUU
This is a messenger RNA of Rhinolophus ferrumequinum (greater horseshoe bat), 2775 nucleotides long. It is a transcript of the gene MCOLN3, whose product is annotated as mucolipin TRP cation channel 3. The coding region runs from base 57 to 1796 and encodes 579 amino acids. Gene Ontology annotation, cellular component: lysosomal membrane; plasma membrane. NCBI's taxonomy places the organism in Eukaryota, Metazoa, Chordata, Mammalia, Chiroptera, Rhinolophidae. Gene Ontology annotation, molecular function: NAADP-sensitive calcium-release channel activity. The transcript is spliced from 13 exons. The record is from RefSeq and is a predicted model, not a curated record.